AGUAAUAUGGUGGGUUACAGCGUUGAAUAAAGUAACAGUUAUCUGACAGCGAUUGGUUUGUUGAGGUCACAUGACACAUCUCUGCACCAAUCAGCGAGCUGUCCCAUGAGCAGCGAUGUGCAGUGCUGUUUUCCGCUCUGGGUUACGAAUCUAUUUCUAGAUUGUAGCGUCCUCGGCAGGUACCGACGACAGCGAUCAUGGAGGCGUCGAUGGCCACCGGUCCCGCCGCAAACGCGCCUGCUAAUAGCGAGGGCAUAUUAAUAGGGGAUAAAGUGUAUUCCGAAGUCUUCCUCACCAUCGAUAAUUCUUUGAUUCCGGAGGAAAAUCUCUCCUCGACCCCGUCUAUGCAGGAUGGCCUCGACCUGUACACCGAGACAGACCUGCGGAUCCUGGGCUGCGAGCUCAUCCAGUCCGCCGGAAUCCUGCUGCGACUGCCGCAGGUGGCCAUGGCGACCGGACAAGUGCUUUUUCAUCGAUUCUUCUACUCGAAGUCUUUCGUGAAACACAGUUUUGAGAUUGUUGCCAUGGCCUGUAUUAACUUGGCUUCAAAGAUCGAAGAAGCCCCUCGACGAAUAAGGGAUGUCAUCAAUGUGUUUCAUCAUUUAAGGCAGCUCCGAGGCAAAAGGUAAGCAUGGCUCAUUCUCACAGAGCUUCUGUCACACGUUUUCUCUGUCCGUUACCUGUGCCAGCAACCUCCCACCUUAACUGAUUUAUUUUUCUUUGGAUAACAUUUAAU
This is a messenger RNA of Sinocyclocheilus anshuiensis, 736 nucleotides long. Its product is annotated as cyclin-L1-like. NCBI's taxonomy places the organism in Eukaryota, Metazoa, Chordata, Actinopteri, Cypriniformes, Cyprinidae. Gene Ontology annotation, molecular function: cyclin-dependent protein serine/threonine kinase regulator activity. Gene Ontology annotation, biological process: regulation of transcription by RNA polymerase II. The record is from RefSeq and is a predicted model, not a curated record. The transcript has 3 exons. The coding region runs from base 198 to 629 and encodes 143 amino acids.